AUGGCGACUCCUGAUCCAGCACACGACGGUCUAUCGGCCGAAGAGCUUCGGGACGAGCGAUACAUUGCAGCGGUGUGUAGGACUGCACGCCUCCGAAACGCAGAGAUCUCCAAGAAGCGCGAGCGAUUGCGUCGAGAGGUUCUUGGGAUCCAACAGCGAUUCCACGGUCUCGAGGCUCGAUAUUGGCACGACUACCAGGCACGCCUCGCAAAGAUUGCUGAAGACAACCCAAAGUGGUCCACACGCAAAUGGAUCAGCGCGUUCGGCGAAAACGAAAAGCAACUCGCAGAGGCCUUAGUGAAACGCCAGGACAAGCUUCGAGAGGAGAACCGGCUCAAGCAGGAGGAGUUGGCGACCGCCGACAGCGAGUUUUGGAGCGCGUGGAGCAAGCACGUGGACUUCAUGAGGGGGCUGACACCACGGACACCGCUGCCUCCAUCCUCAGGCUCGACACCUGCUGCGAAGGUGCCUGGUGUUGCCCCUCGGCCUGCAGACAACCAAGCAAGCAGUGCUUUACCUGCAACCCACAGCAGUGGCAAUCAUGGUCCGCACGGAUCGGCUAUGCAAUCAGCGAACGGUCAGAAGCAGAAUGUAUCCGGCAAAUCCAGUGCAGCAAGCCAGUCUCUGCCCAAGAUGUCGACCACCGCAAGGAAAGCCACGAAUUCUCAAGGCCACAGCAUCAGCCAGGCCACACGAGGACUCAGACGUUGCGAUGCAGCCGGCUCGAAGCGCCAGCCCCCUCUCUGCACCAACCCCCCUUUCUCAUGUGUCAUCACCUGA
Molecule: messenger RNA, 780 nt
Organism: Diaporthe citri
Lineage: Eukaryota; Fungi; Ascomycota; Sordariomycetes; Diaporthales; Diaporthaceae
Exons: 1
Coding region: 1-780 (259 amino acids)
Source: RefSeq, a predicted model, not a curated record